CUUUUUCACUUUUCCUGAUAAAUUGAUUCAUCUGAGAUGCUCGAAAACUUGAUCUAUAGUUGAAAAAUUUAAUUCUGUAUCAUUUUUGCAAGGAUUCUGCUAGUGUUCAGGAAUAUUGUUGAAGAGAAAAAUGCAAAAUUCAAAUAGUGCCUUAGUGGUUAUGAUCUUCCGGAUUUUGUGGGAAUACGUUAGGUGUUAAUCAGUUCAGAUGUGUGGAAAAUCGUUAAAUAAUACAAUUACCGAUGGAAACUGACGUUUCCCCUCGAACUCGCGUGGUGCCCUCUACGUUGGAGUUAAAGGUUAUUUCGUGCCCCUAGGUUCCCGACUCGAGCAACGAACGUUGUGAUUAUCAGACACGUGCUUUCUCCGCUGCUCUUUCCAUGCUUCGGAAUAUGGAUCAGCUAAAAGCGAAUAAGAAGCGCUCAUUUUUUAUCUUCUGAAUUGAAAUUUGAGAAAAUCGUAUGCGUCAUUCUAAAAUUUUAUAAAUAAAAUAUUUCGUAGCCAACACUUCGUAUCGAGUAGAGUUUUGAACUUCGGACCGGUGGUCGGUUUAGCUUUUGAUUUAAAGUUCAAAAACCAACAGCAUGGCGGAUAACAAUACAGUAUUAUUUCUGAAGAAUCACGGGUUAGAAAGGCUAACCGAAAUAUUCGUUCGUGAAGAAUUAAAAUUGUCCGAUUUCCAAUUUCUGAGAGAUCAUCCUGAGGAGCUCCAACAACUAUUGCCAAAAUUAAGAGAUAGAAUCGACUUUCUGAAAGCAGCUACCGACAACGUAUCACGAGCUGUUCAAGUCGAUUUGGAACCACCAAUUGUUUGUCGAGAAACGCUGCUGGAAAUAUGUUCCAAAUAUGAGGCGGGUCGCCUGUUUCUCCACAUGUAUAAAGUGGAAAAUGAAAAAAAGAUAUAUCCUCCAGAAUCACGGAAUAUGAUUAAAAAGGCUAUGAUCGAGCACUUUUAUCAACUUACUAAGGGACAUAUAACCCAUAACCACUUUAUGGAGAUGGUUCAAACAAUAGUAAACGAGCUACCAGAUGAGGACCCUCGAACGUGGUACAUACCAGCGUUACAGAAGCGAAGUGCAGGAGGUUUGUUGUACAACCGGUAUAGAUAUGUGCAACAAAUCGACAAACGAUUCAAGCGAACAUCUGGCUCCAGUUUUGAUCCGGAUGUUGGUCAGUCAGAAACUCCCAAAGAUGUUUCCACAUGGCAGACCAUGACAUCAUCUGACAAAGCAGCAUCUGAAGGUGCAAAAUCAAAAUUGAAGACGCUAGGUUAUUCCGAUAGUAAUGCUAUCACAGAAAGCUGGAAAGCAAGUUUUGCAAUCAGAAGAAACGAAGCUUUAAAAGGGACCAUUUCGUUUAAUGAUUGGGACGUGAUAGCCCAUUUUGAAAACGUGCAGGAAUUGAUCAACUUUGACUUUCGAAUCGUUCAUAAGGAGUCACACGAUUGCAUGACCCUGAAAAUUCCGACAUUCAUUCAAAAAUUCAGAAGCAUUUUCGAAGGCUACAAAAAUUUUGUCGACGAAGAUAAACUAUUGGCAGAAACUAUUGUUGCAACAUUUGUUGAAAAUGUUCGAAUAAAUGAUCAAUCUGUAUUCUUGGCCAUGUAUGCUUUGCCGUUGAUUCUACGCCAACAGUUUGCCACUCAACAAAAGAAACGCCAAAAGGUUUCGAUUGCUGCCUGCCGAGCCGCCUUCAUAUCGCUGUUAGAGACUGAAGCCUUGAUUGAAGAAACAGUGGAGCAGCGACGCCGAAUAGCCGAGAAGAUGAAAAUGACGGUUCAGCCUUUUAUAAUUGUGGUUGGAAUUAUGUCGCGCCCAAGAGCAUUUUUCGUAAUAUUAGAUAAUCUUAUUUUGAAAUGUAGAUCAAUGAUUGCGGCAGUUGACCUGCAUUUUAAACUGCACACAGUAUUCCACAUUGAAUACGCCAAAGAAUGUGAAGAUGUGAUGCAUUUCAUCCAACACUUUUUUUAUAAUAUUACUUACCAGGGAGAACGCGAAGAUGUAAAUGCUAUUACACUGUUGACAGAUUUCAAACGACUUUGAAUAAGCAAGCCUUUCCAAGAUUUCACUCUGACAAUGUUUAUAUCCUUUGUUCACUUUUUUGUACUUUUUAGUUCUUGUAUGGAAAGCAAAACAUGCAGAUGAUAUGAGAGGAUUAAAAAAAAUGCGAUAGAAUUACGUGACUAUUAAAUAAAUAGGAGAAAGUGGGGCAAGAUGGCCACCCUAACGUUACUCGAAGAAAAUUCCGCAAGUUUGACCAGGAAAUAAUUAUUUUUAUAAUCGA
Molecule: messenger RNA, 2283 nt
Organism: Ochlerotatus camptorhynchus
Lineage: Eukaryota; Metazoa; Arthropoda; Insecta; Diptera; Culicidae
Exons: 6
Coding region: 585-2042 (485 amino acids)
Source: RefSeq, a predicted model, not a curated record